GGAAUUGACUUCUAUUGCAUCACCUUCGGUGCGGGACUUCUCCGUGGCGGAGAAGCAAACGGUAAACGCCGUACCUGCUCUUCUAUUGCCGUCGUCUGAAACAAGAGACGGGAGCUCCGAGCCGGGAAAAACCAGUAUCAGGUCAGGCUCCACUCGUUUCGUUGCUCUUCGCUCUCUCUCUCUCUCCGCCCUUCUCGCUUCCUUCCUCUUUUCCUUCUUCUUCUUCCUUAUUCCUCUUUGUCGUCUUCUUCUUCGUCAAAGUCUGAUCGUUAAUUAGGUCUUUCGUCUCCCAAGCAUCAAAGUUCAAAGGAUAAUUGCCCAUAUUCUCUCUCUCUCUCUCUCUCUCUCCAAGUAAUUUGUUGUAAAUUUCCUGUAUUUCGAUCCAUUAUGAUAUACAACAUAGUUAAGAAACAAACCCAUGUCGAAUAAUUUUCUGUAAUUUGUCAUGUUUGUAUGAAUAAUUCUUCAUUUUAGACACAUAUUAGUGUUGAUUCAUGGAUAAUUACCCGUUUAGAAACCCUUAUGGGCACCCUUAUCCUUCUCCCUCUCCUUCUCCUUCUCCAAUUCAUCCAUACCCACCUCCAGGUUCAGAUCCAUACUCACCUCAACCACCUCCUCCUUCUGCUUAUUCUUAUGCCCACUACAAUUCUUCCCAAUCCUUCACAUACCCACAGCUUCCCUACGUAGCACCUCCUCCUUCAACCACGCAUUCAGCGCCACCAGAAUAUCAGUACCGUCCACAAUCUCAUUCUGGUCCUCUUCCCUAUCCUUACGGGUACCCUGUUCCUCCCACAGCCUAUAAUUCAACCCCCCCAACCCUUGAACAUCAUGGCAGUUUCUCAUCCUCUAAUCACUACCAACAUCCCAGGCCAUUCCACUCUACUGAUAUUCCCCCCCAUGCCAUUAGCUUCUCUGGCCACCACCGGCAGGACAGUUCACCAUCUUUAGGAGCUGGGUUGACAAAUCAUGACAGUGUUGACGUGUCACCAUCUUACACUGCUGCCUAUCCACCUGUGGAUAGUAUUUUAGCUGGCAUGCAUUUGUUUGAAAAUCAUCCAACUGCCCCUGCAUCCCCCCCAGCACCUUCGGUGUUGCCUACAGUGCCGAAUUCCCCUCCAAGCUAUCCUAGCUUGAGUACAAAUAACUCAUUUUCAAGUAGUUGCGAGUCAUCUUAUUCUGGCCGGAUUAAUUCCCCCGCUUACUCUCCCCAUGCCUACUCAACCGCAUUUGAUGGGUCCGAGCAUACUCAGAAUUUGCAGAUUGUACCCUUUGAUACGUCUAAAGGGUCCUUGAAGGUUUUGCUCUUACAUGGGAAUUUGGAUAUUUGGGUAAAAGAAGCAAAAAACCUUCCAAAUAUGGACAUGUUUCAUAAAACUCUAGGAGAGAUGUUUGGGAAAUUACCAGGGAAUGUGAGCAACAAAAUUGAAGGGCAUAUGGCUCGAAAGAUUACUAGUGAUCCAUAUGUUUCAAUAUCAGUAUCAAACGCUGUUAUUGGGAGGACAUAUGUGAUUAGCAAUAGUGAAAAUCCUGUCUGGCUGCAACAUUUUAAUGUUCCUGUUGCACAUAAUGCUCCUGAAGUGCGCUUUGUUGUUAAAGAUAGUGAUAUUGUGGGAUCUCAGCUUAUAGGAGCUGUGGAAAUUCCAGUGGAACAUAUAUAUUCAGGGGCAAAAGUUGAGGGAACUUUCCCAAUUUUAAAUAGUAAUGGUAAACCCUUGAAAGCUGGAGCUGUGUUGAGUAUUUCAAUCCAAUACACCCCGAUGGAGAAACUGUGCAUUUACCAUCAUGGUGUGGGGACUGGUCCUGAUUAUUAUGGGGUCCCUGGCACAUAUUUUCCUCUUAGAAAAGGUGGUACUGUUACUCUAUAUCAAGAUGCACAUGUUCCUGAUGGCUGCCUUCCGAAUCUCAAGCUUGAUCAGGGUUUGCAUUAUGUGCAUGGCAAGUGUUGGCAUGACAUUUUUGAUGCAAUACGUCAGGCACGACGCUUGAUCUACAUUACUGGAUGGUCAGUGUGGCACAAAGUUAGAUUGGUAAGGGAUAGUAGUUACGCAUCAGAUUACACAUUGGGUGAACUUUUGAAGUCCAAGUCGCAGGAAGGUGUGAGAGUGCUGCUUCUUGUGUGGGAUGACCCUACUUCAAGGAAUAUUUGUGGAUAUAAAACUGAUGGAUUUAUGAAAACCCAUGAUGAGGAAACUCGCAGUUUUUUCAAACACUCUUCAGUACAAGUGUUACUUUGUUCCCGCAUUGCUGGAAAGCGACAUAGCUGGGUCAAGCAAAGGGAAGUUGAAACAAUCUACACGCACCAUCAGAAAACAGUGGUUGUGGAUUCUGAUGCUGGCCAAAAUAGAAGAAAAAUCAUAGCUUUUCUUGGAGGACUUGAUUUAUGUGAUGGGCGAUAUGAUACUCUGCAGCAUUCUUUAUUCAAGACGCUACAAACAGUGCACAAAGAUGACUUUCAUAACCCGACUUUUGUGGGGAAUGUUGUUGGUGGUCCCAGAGAGCCAUGGCAUGACUUGCAUUGUAGAAUUGAUGGGCCAGCGGCAUAUGACGUCCUGAACAACUUUCAAGAGCGCUGGUUAAAGGCUUCCAAACCCCAUGGUUUAAAAAAGCUAAAGAUGUCAUAUGAUGAUGCUCUGCUAAAGAUUGAAAGAAUACCAGAAAUAGUUGGCAUGUUUGAUUAUCCUAGCUUGGGUGAGAAUGAUCCAGAGUCUUGGCAUGUCCAGGUCUUCCGUUCAAUUGAUUCAAAUUCAGUUAAAGGCUUUCCAAAAGAUCCAAGAGAAGCUACAAGCAAGAAUCUAGUAUGUGGGAAGAAUAUACUGAUUGACAUGAGCAUACAUACAGCAUAUGUGAAGGCAAUUCGUGCUGCUCAGCAUUUCAUUUAUAUUGAGAAUCAGUAUUUCAUUGGAUCCUCAUACAAUUGGAGUUCUCACAAAGAUUUAGGUGCUAACAAUUUGAUUCCAAUGGAAAUUGCUCUUAAAAUUGCGGAAAAAAUCAGAGCAAAUGAGAGAUUUUCUGCAUAUAUUGUUAUUCCAAUGUGGCCAGAGGGUGCUCCAACAGGAGCUGCUACACAAAGGAUUCUAUUUUGGCAGCACAAAACAAUGCAAAUGAUGUAUGAGACAAUUUACAAGGCUUUAGUGGAGGUUGGGCUUGAGGAUGCAUUUGCACCACAAGAUUAUUUGAACUUCUUCUGCCUUGGUAAUCGUGAAGCUGUAGAUUGGAUUGAUACUUCAAAUGUUGGAAGCGCUACUCCAAAAACUCCUCAGGCACAGAGUCGAAAAAACCGGCGCUUCAUGAUUUAUGUUCAUUCAAAAGGCAUGAUAGUGGAUGAUGAAUAUGUAAUAUUGGGAUCUGCAAACAUCAACCAGCGGUCCAUGGAGGGCACUCGAGACACUGAGAUUGCAAUGGGAGCCUACCAACCAUUUCACACUUGGGCAAGAAAAUUAUCUAAUCCACAUGGCCAGAUCUAUGGAUACAGGAUGUCACUGUGGGCAGAGCACACUGGAGUCAUCGAGGACUGCUUUUCACAACCCGAGACGGUUGAAUGUAUGAGAAGGGUAAGAUCAUUGGGUGAGAUGAAUUGGAAACAAUUUGCAGCUAAUGAGGUAACAGAAAUGAGGGGCCACCUCCUGAAAUACCCUGUUGAAGUUGAUCGAAAGGGCAAAGUUAGACCGCUUCCCGGCUGUGAAACUUUCCUGGAUGCGGGAGGAAAUAUAGUGGGGUCAUUUGUCGCCAUUCAGGAGAAUCUUACCAUCUGAUUCUCAGAUUAUAUCACAUUUCUAUUAUACACUAGACCGAGAACAAGCAUCUGCAGCACCCCACCCUCCGCUUCCCCCCAAAAUAAUACCCGCAGAACAGAGGCAGAAAACCAAAAGAAGCAAAAGGAUGAGCCAAGUUCAGCUGUUGGGGAUUGUUGAUUUUGAGUAUAUAUGUCAGAAGUCCGCAAUUAUGUAUAGUUAUUACAAUUUUCAGUCAUUUUAUGAGUGCAUAUCAGUGUCAGACCGAGGCUGCCAGCGGCCUACCAUUACUCUACUCUUUGUUCAUGGAUCACAAGCGAUGAGGUCCUUUUACUUUGUGAAGUCAUUUUUUCGGGAUAUGUAUUGUUUGUAAUUAUUUCUUUUGUUUGAAAUUUCUUAUGAUUAUUAUACUCACGGUGCAGCCAAAAGUGCUCCCCCAAUUGGGGGUGCCAUUUAACCUUUUCUCUUAA
Messenger RNA from Malania oleifera, 4201 nucleotides. Its product is annotated as phospholipase D gamma 1-like. Gene Ontology annotation, cellular component: plasma membrane. The transcript has 10 exons. The record is from RefSeq and is a predicted model, not a curated record. NCBI's taxonomy places the organism in Eukaryota, Viridiplantae, Streptophyta, Magnoliopsida, Santalales, Ximeniaceae. Gene Ontology annotation, molecular function: D-type glycerophospholipase activity. Bases 495 to 3752 code for a protein of 1085 amino acids. Gene Ontology annotation, biological process: phospholipid catabolic process.